GCCCAAGCGGAAACACGUCAUCGCGUAUGGAGGGAUACUGUACGCCUUCAAAAUAAAAGCCCGUACGUUAGCGAGAGAUAGAUAGAGCUACAGCAGCAUUUAUAUAUACAGCCCCGGCCGUUUGGGAGCAUCCUGACGUCUUCUCGGAGCACAAAGUGAAAACGCAUCUCCUCCUCGCGCGCUCCAAAGCCCCCACGGAUCCACUGGGCCGGGCUCCUCUCACCUCUGACGCCUUCAGGGAAAACGCAUCAGCACCACCACCGGAGGGCCGUCGGGCCAGCCAGGACGGCCGGGAUCCAACCAGCACACCUAGCAGCUGCCUGAACUGACCUUUGACCUCUGACCUUCGACCGGUGCAGAACAACAGGACUCGUCAUCGUCGUCUUCAUCAUGACUGAUCGAACCAGAAUCUGAAAGAUGACAGAGAGCCGGAGGAGGAGGGAGCCGAGAGACGCCGGACGGGAACACAACUAGGACAAAAAGGAUGUGAACGGGACCUUUUGUUCUUCUUCAUGUGCUGCUCAUUAAACCACGCGUCAACGUAACAAACAUUUCAACCCGGCACACAAACAAACAAACAAAAACAACUUCCGGCUUCCUCAGAAGAAACCCAGCGACGUGAGAGCAGGACGGCAGCGACGAUCCACGCUCACCGACCGCCACGAUUGUCUCUCGCUGACGGAAACCGGCGUUUUGUUUUUGUAAAUACGGAGUUUAAAAAUCAAAGGCAGCAAAUGAGAUUGUGUCCAAUCGCGACAACGAAAACCAAACGGCGACUCCACGCGACUGUACGUCGAAAAACAACCGAACCGCACGUCGGAAUAAAAGAAAACAACGAGCCGGUCCGAGGGACGUUUUUGGUCGUCGGGAAUCGCAGCAGAGUGAGACCUCGCGAUGACUCACCUCCACGCCGGCCUGAGCUCGGACACGACGGAGAAGGCUCGCCUGGAGCUGAACGAGAACCCCGACACGCUGCACCAGGACAUCCAGCAGGUGCGGGACAUGAUCGUGUCGCGGCCCGACAUCGGUUUCCUGCGGACGGACGACGACUUCAUCCUCCGCUUCCUGAGAGCCAGGAAGUUCGACCAGACGGAGACCUUCAGGCUGCUGGCCCAGUACUUCCAGUUCAGACAGCAGAACCUGGACAUGUUCCAGAGCUUCAAGGUGGACGACCCCGGUAUCAAGCGAGCGUUGAUGGACGGUUUCCCCGGCGUGUUGGAGACUCCAGACCAACACGGGAGAAAGAUCCUCAUCCUGUUCGCCUCCAACUGGGAUCAGAGCAGGAACUCCUUCACAGACAUCCUUCGGGCGAUCCUCCUCUCUCUGGAGGUUCUGAUUGAGAACCCGGAGCUCCAGAUCAACGGUUUCGUCCUCAUCAUCGAUUGGAGCAACUUCUCCUUCAAACAGGCGUCGAAGCUCACGCCCAACAUCCUGAAGCUGGCCAUCGAGGGCCUGCAGGACAGUUUCCCGGCCCGGUUUGGAGGCAUCCACUUUGUGAACCAGCCGUGGUACAUCCACGCCAUGUACACCAUCAUCAAGCCCUUCCUGAAGGACAAGACCAGGAAACGGAUCUUCCUCCAUGGUAACAACCUGAACUCGCUGCACCUCCUCCUCCAGCCUGAGUUCCUCCCCUCAGAGUUUGGGGGAACGCUCCCUCCGUACGACGUGGGCAUCUGGGCCCGGACGCUGCUCGGCCCCGACUACAGCGACGAGACGGAGUACCUGCUCACCUACGAGGCCCUGCACGUGAGGGGGGACAAGGAGGCCAUGAGGAGGUCUCAGUCGGUGGUGGAACCAGAAACUCUGAGACAAACAGACAGAGAGACCAGCACCCCACUGCUAGCUCUGGACUGAAGACACACACACAUACACACUAGAACCAUCACACACACACACACACUAGAACCAUCACACA
Messenger RNA from Cyclopterus lumpus (lumpfish), 1915 nucleotides. Its product is annotated as clavesin-1-like. NCBI's taxonomy places the organism in Eukaryota, Metazoa, Chordata, Actinopteri, Perciformes, Cyclopteridae. Gene Ontology annotation, molecular function: phosphatidylinositol bisphosphate binding. The record is from RefSeq and is a predicted model, not a curated record. The transcript has 10 exons. Bases 895 to 1854 code for a protein of 319 amino acids. Gene Ontology annotation, cellular component: membrane.